Molecule: messenger RNA, 1599 nt
Organism: Scylla paramamosain (green mud crab)
Lineage: Eukaryota; Metazoa; Arthropoda; Malacostraca; Decapoda; Portunidae
Product: trypsin-1-like
Exons: 6
Coding region: 91-912 (273 amino acids)
Biological process (GO): proteolysis
Molecular function (GO): serine-type endopeptidase activity
Source: RefSeq, a predicted model, not a curated record
UGGUCGGGUAGGGGAGGAAGGAUGGUGGUGGAAUAGAAAAGGCAAGUCCGACAACAAACCAGCACCACAAUCACCUCAUCUCCAUCUGCCAUGAAGAGAACACGAGCAUCCCUUCUCCUCCAACCCCACCAUCUCCUCCUUGCCCUUUUUCUCCUGUUUGGAGCGGCAGAAGGCGGUCAGUGGAGAAGAGGACAGAAAGGCUUCUCACGAAUCAUUGGAGGAGUAGACGCAAAACCUGGCGAGUUUCCACAUCAGGCAUCGGUGCAGCACAGAGGGUUCCUGGGCUCAAGGCAUUUGUGUGGAGGCACCAUACUAACAGAGCUACACAUUCUCACUACUGCCGACUGCAUUGACGACUUCACGGUGAGCAGUCUGUCUGUAGUGGCGGGCGUCACCAACCUGGAAGAUCACGGGGAAAGUCGCCAAGUGAUACAAGUCGGAGCGGCGAUCCUUCAUGAGCACUUCAACAGGAUCACUCACUCCAAUAACGUGGCCAUCCUGAAGCUAAAGGAGCAACUGGUCCUAGGAGACUUGGUGAAGCCGCUGCCUCUGCCACCUGACGGGGAGAUCGUGCCUGGGAACACACUCUGCACUGUCAUUGGCUGGGGUGCCACCAUCGAAACUGGGGAUUACUAUAAGCAGCUACAGAAGGCAGAAAUGACCACCCUGACAGACAAGGAGUGCAGGGCAUCCUACGGCGCCAUGGCCAUCGAGGACUCCAUGAUGUGUGCAGGUCUGCCGUCAGAAAAGGUCGACACUUGUGAUGGUGACGAGGGCGGACCGCUCCUCUGCAUGGGGCACCUGCACGGCAUCACCUCCUGGGGCGAGGGGUGCUUGCAGUCCUACUACCCCAGAGUGUUCUCGGAGGUGGCCUACUACAGGAGCUGGAUCAUGAUGUAUAUUUCCAGCUGAUGAUCACAGCUUGCAAUAACUAUCCUUUGCAUCAAUUACCUGCAUUACUGUAACAUUUUUAUCUGUUGGACUGAGGAUCUCACCACUACAGCUGUGGUGGACAUAAAGUUGAUUGUCAUUCCUUAGUUUCUCGUAAUACAUAUCUUAUACAAAGCUGGCAAAAUUUUUGUAAUUAUAUUAAUGCUGUCUUUCAAUGUAGUGAAGCAGGAACAUUUUCCAAAACUGAUCAAGGCAUGGAAUUACAGCAAAUUUCUAGCCUUUAUUGAGUAAUUGGCUGUUCAACAGUAGGAAGCAACACUAAAUACAGUUGAAAUUCCUUUGUCUCAUUACCAAGAUGGACAGCAAGGAGCAGUCCCUCUGGCAUGUGCAGCGUACUUGUUGCUGACGGUGACUACAAUGGCUUGAACAUUCUUGUGGAUGGAAGGAUAUUCCCUUGAAGUUAUAGAGAGGAGACUAACAAUAAGUAAUAUAAAAAAAAGUUUAUAUGAAAACACAUGUAUAUUCACAGGUACAUAAAAUGGCUCUGCUUCUGUUAUUCUUAGGAUGAAUGUAUUUCUUACAAUAUAAAUAUAUUACAUACUAUAUAAACAUGCAAAGACUAACAGACUUUGACUGAAACAUGUUUACAGUCAUGUAGACAAGGAAUGUUUCAUAAAGAUUAUAAUUAUAUUAUAUUUACUUUCUUAC